AUGUCCGGCGGUAAAUUUCAAGUUAAGGCCUUCAGUCUCGGCUUGAGCUCGAACCGACGAACUCAACAGCAGAAGGCCGAGAAGCAGCGACAGGAAGAAGACUCGAAAGCCGCGGCUCAAGCCUACGAAGAGUUCGUGGCCACAUUCGAAAAUGACAAAGCGAAGCCGAAAACUUUCGUCAAAGCUGGAAUCGUCGCUCCUGGAACAGGCGAGCGGGAAGUAUCGAAGCAGCUCUACAAGCCGCCGCGGAUGGACGAAAUUGAACAGAAGUCCAGGACGCCUCCCUCCAGCCGACACAGCAGCGAGUCGUCAUCACAUUCGAGUCGAAGCCACGGUGAUCAGAAGCCGGCGAAGCCCGGUCGGAAGAAGAACGAACCGAAAAAAAAAUCGGUUCUCGAGCUCUACAAGGAAGAAUUGAAAAUAAUUCAGGAAGAGCGUGAAGAGAGACAUCGACUGAAAGGUGUUAUCAAAGGCCAACUCGUCGAUGAGCCGAAACUCGAGCGUCAUCAUCACCAUCAUCAUUCUUCAUACGAUUCGGACGACCCGAACACGACAAAUAUCUACAUGUCCAACCUGGAUUCGUCUCUGACAGAGAAGGACCUAUGCGAGCUCUUCGGUGCGUACGGGCCCCUUGCUUCAAUCAAGAUAAUGUGGCCACGUACCGACGAGGACCGCAAGAAAAAUCGAAAUUACGGUUUCGUCGCGUACAUGUCGCGUAAAGACGGCGAGCGAGCAAUGUCACUUCUCCAGGGAAAACCGGUUCGCGGGCUGGACAUGCGCAUGUCCUGGUCGAAGCCCAUCGUCAUACCCCCGACCCCGAUCUACAUUCCUCCAUGUAUGCAGCAUCUGACCAUGCCACCUGCUCCGUCCGGGCUGCCCUUUAAUUGCCAACCCCCUCUGGACAGGCAGAUCUCGUUGGAAAAAGCUCAAGCGCUGCUCGAGGAAGACGGCGAGGAGUUGCGGGAACUCGUGUCCGUGUCGACCGUGCGUGUCGUUCCGCCGAACGACCGCACCCUCUUGAGUCUUAUACACAGAAUGGUCGAGUUCGUCGUCCGGGAAGGACCGAUGUUCGAAGCGUUGGUCAUGAGCAAGGAAUUCAGCAAUCCUAUGUUCAGAUUCCUUUUCAAUUUUCAAUGUCCGGCGCACGUCUACUACCGGUGGAGGUUGUUCUCGGUGCUACAGGGAGACAAUCCGAGCAAGUAUCGAUUGAAAAAGUUCAAAAUCUUCAAGGAGGGCUCCUGGUGGAAGCCACCGACGCCAAAUCCUUGGAUCAAGGGGAUGCCCGAGCACAUGUUCAAGAAAAUGGAAGCCGAACUGCGUAGGAAAGAGUCCAAAACCGACGGCGAUCCCGCGACGGGUAGACUCGACUCGAGACAACGCGCCAAAGUAGAAUACAUGGUGAGAAAUUUGACGCCGGAAAAGAAGCGAAUCGGCGAAACGAUGAUGUACUGUAUCGAGCACGCGUUUGCCGCCGAAGAAAUCGUCGACCUCCUCGUCGACUCCCUGGACAUCAUCGAAACCCCACUGUACAAGAAAAUAGCACGCUUCUACCUUGUGUCCGACAUACUGUACAACUGCACGGCUCGAUUGCCGAACGCCAGUUUCUUCAGAGUAGCUUUCGAGCCGUUCGUCACGAAAAUCGUCAAGGCUCUCACGACUACAUACGAUACCAUCUGCGAUAAGGAAACGGCCACGCAGUUCAAACAGCGGGUGCUGAACGUCUUGAAAGCGUGGCAGGAAUGGUCCUUGUACUCGAAAGACGUCUUGCUGCAGCUGCAGAAUAUUUUCAUGGGUUUCGACAAGAAGUCCCUCGUGGACAUCGACGACGUUGACGACGACGACACGAGUAGCGAAAAAGACGAAAAGGAGAAGACAUCCGGAAUCAAAGCACUCGUGGGCUACGGAAGCGACGACAGCGAGCAUGAAACGAAGGAAGACGACACAAAACCGAAAUUCGUCACGAGCAAGUGGGAAACCGUCGAUCCCAAAGUUGUUGAGGAACAGGCGGUAACGACUUCGAAAUGGGAUAUCUUCGAGGAGGACAAGGAUCAAUCGAAACCGAGGAAUCGGUUUCCCGGCGAAGAUCAGGAUUUGCAAGAAACUCAAAGCCAACUAGACGAGCGCUUGGACUCUGAACGUCGGAUGAAACUGAGGGAAAUAGAGUGCGAAGUGCUGAAGUUGCAGGACGACCUCGAACGGAAACGUCUCAGUCGCUCGGAGAUCCAAGAUCAGUGUCGAGAAUUCCGGGAGAGACUCGUGCGGAGAAUGGAGGACGACGAAAGACGCAGACGCGAUGAAUAUUCCUCGGGGAGGAGCAAAAGGAGAUACGACGACGACGACAGAAAACGAGACUCUUUCCGGAAAGAUACCAAACGAUCGCGGCGAAGUCCUUCGCCGAGGAGACGCUCGCCUUCGCCGGUCUAUAGGAAACGGAACGAUCGGAGGUAUUAA
Molecule: messenger RNA, 2451 nt
Organism: Galendromus occidentalis (western predatory mite)
Lineage: Eukaryota; Metazoa; Arthropoda; Arachnida; Mesostigmata; Phytoseiidae
Product: U2 snRNP-associated SURP motif-containing protein
Exons: 2
Coding region: 1-2451 (816 amino acids)
Biological process (GO): RNA processing
Cellular component (GO): nucleus
Molecular function (GO): RNA binding
Source: RefSeq, a predicted model, not a curated record